This is a messenger RNA of Fundulus heteroclitus (mummichog), 4118 nucleotides long. It is a transcript of the gene disp1, whose product is annotated as dispatched homolog 1 (Drosophila). The record is from RefSeq and is a predicted model, not a curated record. Gene Ontology annotation, cellular component: membrane. Lineage: Eukaryota; Metazoa; Chordata; Actinopteri; Cyprinodontiformes; Fundulidae.
CACCAAGAACCUCGAUGGCCAGAGGACCACUUGGAAAGAGACAAACGGGAGGUUGAGUGGGACUUCAGUAAAGAGUUCUUCUGUGACGUACCAGGUGACAGCUAUUCCAGACUGGUGUUUGCAUCGGCCGAGGGGAAAAGUCUGUGGAACAUUCAGGCCAUCAAAUCCAUGUGCAAUCAGGACAACAGAAGGGUGCGCUCCCACCGCGAUUACCUGAAUCUCUUCCAGCGCACCAAUAACGUCUCCUGUUGUCCAAGCUGGACUCUGGGUAACUACAUAGCCGUCCUCACCAACAAGUCAUCCUGCCAGAAGAUCACAGAGUGGGACGUGUCGCACACACUCAAGACCCUGCGCUCGUGCGCCAAGUACUACCACAACGGCACCCUCGUACCCGACUGCUGGGACAUGGCGCUGUGGCGCAAAGAUCAGCUGAAAUGUGCCAGCGUGCCCCGCAAGUGCACCAAGUACGACGCCGUCUUCCAGAUCCUCCAUUUCCUGGUGGACAAAGACUUCCUGAGCCCAAAGAGCCUGGAGCAUCCUCCCGUGCUCAGGUACAGCAUGUUGUUCUUGCCCACAGAGAAAGGAGAGUCCAUGAUGAACAUUUAUCUGGACAACUUUGAGAACUGGAACUCGUCAGAUGGCGUCACCACCGUCACGGGGAUCGAGUUUGGGAUCAAACACGACCUCUUUCAGGACUACCUGCUCACUGACACGCUGUACCCCGCUAUAGUCAUAGUGAUAGUCCUGCUGGUCAUGUGCGUGUACACACGCUCGGUUUUCAUCAAGCUGAUAACCAUAAUCGCCAUCAUCAGUUCGCUGAUCGUGUCCUACUUCCUGUACCGAAUGGUCUUUAACUUCGAGUUCUUCCCGUUCAUGAACCUCACCGCCCUCAUCAUCCUGGUGGGGAUCGGGGCAGACGACGCGCUUGUGCUGUGCGACGUGUGGAACUACACCAAGUUCGACAAGCAGCACGCCGAGCUGUCGGAGACGGUGAGUGUGACCCUGCACCAUGCCGCCCUCUCCAUGUUCGUCACCAGCUUCACCACCGCCGCCGCCUUUUACGGCAACUACGUCAGCAAUAUCACCGCCAUCCGCUGCUUUGGCGUCUACGCCAGCACGGCCAUCUUGGUCAACUACAUCCUGAUGGUGAUGUGGCUGCCCGCCGGUGAGCACUACCUGCCUAACCUGUUCGCCUGCUCCAAGCCCACGCAGCCUAUCACCAUCAUCUGGGGGGUUACACCCGAGGACAACAGGGAUCCCCUGAACCCUAAGAACUAGGGGAAGCUGAUGCUGGACAGCAGCUUCAACAUAGCCAGCCCAGCAUCUCAGCUGUGGAUCCUUAACUUCUGCCAGAAGCUGAGGAACCAGAGCUUUGUCUUUCAGUCGGAGGAUCAGGACUUCACCAGCUGCUUCAUCGAGACCUUCAAACAGUGGAUGGAGAACCAGGACUGUGAGGAGACCUCGGUCUACCCCUGCUGUAGUCAGUACUUUCCCUAUAAGAAGGACGUGUUUCAGCUGUGCAUCAAGAGAGCCAUCAUGGAGCUGGAUCGAAGCACAAGCUACCAUCUGGACAGCAAGACCCCCGGACCUCGGUUUGACAUCAACGACACCAUCAGAGCCAUCGUUCUGGAGUUCCAGAGCACGUACCUCUUCACCCUGGCGUAUGAGAAGAUGUACCAGUUCUACCGUGAGGUGGACGCCUGGAUCACGGAGGAGCUGCGCUUCGCCCCAGAAGGUCUUAGCCACGGCUGGUUUGUCAGCAACCUGGAGUUCUACGACCUCCAGGAUAGCCUGUCGGGCGGCACGCUGAUUGCCAUGGCGCUGUCUGUGGCCGUGGCUUUCAGGGUCAUGCUGCUGACCACCUGGAACGUCAUAAUCAGCCUGUACGCCAUCCUGUCUAUUGCUGGCACCAUCUUUGUCACCGUGGGCUCUCUGGUGCUUCUGGGCUGGGAGCUGAACGUCCUGGAGUCGGUCACCAUCUCCGUUGCCGUGGGGCUCUCUGUGGACUUCGCUGUCCACUACGGCGUGGCCUUCAGGCUCGCUCCAGAACCCGGCCGGGAGGGGAAGGUGGUCUUCUCCCUCAGCCGGAUGGGCUCCGCCAUCGCCAUGGCAGCGGUGACAACCUUUGUUGCUGGGGCGAUGAUGAUGCCGUCGACGGUCCUAGCCUACACCCAGCUGGGCACGUUCAUGAUGCUCAUCAUGUGCAUAAGCUGGGCUUUUGCCACCUUCUUCUUCCAGUGCAUGUGCUGCUGCCUGGGGCCCCAGGGCACCUGUGGUUAGAUCCCUCUGCCCAAGAAGCUGCAGUGCCAAGCAUUUGGCGAAGACAUGCCCGCAUGCCCACCCCCCGAGGAGAAGUAUCAGCUGGGGGCCAGGGGCAGGGAGGCAGAGCGCUAUGAGCUGGAGCCGUUGGCCUCCUGCCAGAAGGCCGAAGUUAAAACCGGAGAGGAGGAGGAGGAGGAGACGGAGGAGGAGCUUUGCUCUCGGCUCUGUAACGGAGUCCCUCCUCAUCCAAACCACACCGCAGCUUUUCCACAUGUUCGCAGCACUGAUAUAGACAGAACACAGCCAGAAAACGGCCUCCCUACCCCACCCAGUUGCCAGUACACUUACAACUGUACAUGUGUAGAUCCCCCAUCUCAGCUUGUUCAGCAGUGGGCCCCGCGUCCCUGCACCCGGGACUCCCCGUCCUGCCCUCCCACCCCACAGCUCCUCCAUCUCUCAGGCAAUGCCAGGAUCAAACAGAACCCAGCCCUGUUAGCGCCCAGCGUGGACCCGGCCUACUCACACAUGGACUGCUGUGUCCACUACGUCCACUGCCCCCUCACUCAGUUCCAUCACUGCUCACAGGGAAGGCCAGUGGGCCCCAGGCAGGGACCUGCCCAUGCCUGCCGUCUCAGAAAGUACUGUGUCCAACCGGCGUCACACCAGGACAGCAGCAAAGCUUCCGGACAAGGCUCUACUCCGCAGACUGCGGACAAAGUAACAAAACCUUUAAAUCCUGAAGGGGAGCAGGAGGCGAGCUCCCAAGCCCCGACACGGCCCAACGGCCGGUGUGAGCCCUCUGCACAGACCGCCCGUCAUGACAAACACAGGAUGAAGGAAAGCGAACACUGCUGUGAAGCAAAUCCUGCAUCCAUCAUUAUUACAGACGCAAUUGCAGAACUCGCCGAUUGUGCUAAAAUCCCUGGCAACCAGGAGAGGCCCAACAGUAUUCCCGUCACACGGGAGCAAAGCGCCAAAAGGUGCAAACGGAGCUCCAGAAGAGAGCGGCCGCCCCCCGCCGCCCCAAAGAGACCCUACUGUUUCAGCAGGACGUUGAAAGUGAGGUGCAGCUCGGCGUCAGAAUUUAACGUGCCAAAAGGUGAAGCCAGCGAGCCUCCUGUUGCCGCGAACACUCCGCCCUGCUCUGAAAGCUUGUGCUGAUGCGUGGUUAAAAACCCAAAAAUGGCUGACACAGUUCUGUGCAAUUCUAGUAGGUGCUGGGUGUGCCAGCUCUGCUAUGGAAUAUUGUCCUUAUUUUGUGCUUAACUCAUGUAUUUCAUGUCCCUAGUGUCAUGUACUGUAUGAAUAUUUACAUCUUUUUACACAGAAAGCUUUAAAGUGACCAUUUUACUUCUCCAGCAGCCAUUUUGCACCACCGCUACACCCAACAGGGUCUGAACUGCAGUUUCCUGCUAAACUAUUCACACCCCGACCACAGACUUCUACGUAUUUUAUUGGGAUCUUAUGUGAUAGAUCAACACUACAUAGUGUAUAAUUGUAAAGUGGGACGGAGAUAAUAAAUGGUUUCAGCAUCUGUCCAUCGUCUUCUGCUUCUCCGGGAUCGGGUCGGAUAACCCCUCUGCUGCCACCAGACAUCCCUCUCCUCCCCAAGGCGUUCCCAGGCCAGACUAAAUGGUCCUUCCAGUGAGUUCUGGGUCUUCCCCGGGGUCUCCUCCCAGUGGGACGUGCUUGAAAACCCCCCUAAGGGAGGCGCCAUGGGGGCAUCCUGAUCCGAUGCAACCUUAUCCACACACAGAAACAUAACAGUGUGGUGUGCAUUUUGAUUCAUCCCUCCUAAGUUAAUACUUUUCAGAACCGGCUUUGGCUGUAAUUAUUGAUGGAAGUAUGUUGGUGGC